Messenger RNA from Solanum tuberosum (potato), 1756 nucleotides. Its product is annotated as cytochrome b561 and DOMON domain-containing protein At3g61750. The record is from RefSeq and is a predicted model, not a curated record. NCBI's taxonomy places the organism in Eukaryota, Viridiplantae, Streptophyta, Magnoliopsida, Solanales, Solanaceae. The transcript has 5 exons. Bases 229 to 1395 code for a protein of 388 amino acids.
AAAGGUUUUUGUCAUAAAAGACAUUUCAAUGGUUAAAGGAUAUGUCAUGGAAGAAAAUGAUGAUGAUCAACCACCACCCCACCCCACCCCACCCAACCAUCUUCAAUCACUCAUCCUUCAACUCCAAGAAAACAUUUUAUUCACCUAAAAACAUCUAACAAUUAUUCAUUUUUCCUUCACCAUAGUCCAAAUUUCCUCUGUUUUGAACUUUUGAUAUUCUAGGAAAAUAUGGGUAUGAUAUCAAGAUUAUUGAUGUUGUCAUUGUUUAUCAUGUUAAUCUCUUUGGCACAGCGUAAAGGAAUGGUAAUGGGCGUUGAUGAAGAUGCAAAAGCGCUUUGUAGUGUAAAUCUUGCUCAAUUUCUUCCUCCUCCUUAUGGUGGUCUCGAAAAUAUGGUCUGCCAACCUGUUUGGAAUUCUUUCCUCCUACGCUACUCACAGACGAAAGACAAUGUUGUAACGAUUGUGUUAUCAACUGUAUACACAACUGGAUGGGUAGGUAUGGGAUUCUCGCGAGAUGGAAAGAUGAUCAAUUCGAGCUGUAUGGUUGGUUGGGUGAAUCCUGAAGGACAGGGGAAAAUCAGGCAAUAUUAUGUUGAGGGCUUAACACCCUCGAAAAUUAAACCUGAGAAAGGCGAGUUGCCAUUGACAAGCGUUCCACCUCUCGUCUAUCUUCAAGGUGCUACAAUAUACUUGGCCUUCCAGCUGAAGUAUCCGAAUCGCCUCAAAAACCAACCGAUCUUGCUAGCAUUUGCUACUAAAUAUCCUCAUCACCACCAUCUUACUGUACAUGAUGAUAAAACAACUAUACUAUUCGACUUCUCUUCAGGUAAUUCAUUUGACGUUUCGGCUGGACCUAAUGAUUAUACUAGCUCAAGGAAGACUCAUGGGGUAUUGGGAAUACUGGGAUGGGGACUAUUCUGCCCCUUUGGAGCGAUUUUUGUGAGAUAUUUAAGGAACCAAAAAUCAUGGUAUUACUUCCACGUGUCUGCUCAAUUCAUAGGAUUCAUAUUAGGACUCGCGGGAGUGGUUCUUGGACUUCAACUUCACAACAACCUGCAGGUUCAUAUUCCAGCACAUGAAGGCAUUGGCAUUCUUGUUCUUGUGCUUAGCAUUCUUCAGGUGUUAGCAUUCUUUCUACGACCAGAUAGAGACAGCAAAUACCGCAAGUGUUGGAAUUUGUAUCAUGGUUGGGUGGGGAGGAUUGCCCUCUUCUUUGCAGCUAUAAACAUAGUACUGGGAAUGCAUUAUGCAGGCGCGGGGGAAGGCUGGAAAAUAGGUUAUGGAUUUCUUCUUGGUACGAUAAUGCUUGUGUGUAUCGUUCUUGAGACGUUGUUGAGGCUGAAGAAGCUGGAUGAGCCAACUCAUCUUCCAACCUAUCCCAUGAAUUCAAUUUAGAUAUAAAUGAGAACAGAAGACAUGUUUGAUGCUAGAUUUUGCCUGUCAAGUCAUUUUUGGAUCAAGUUUCUUCCACAACUAGAGUAGUCUUUGCCAAAAUUGUAUUUGAACGUAAAUAUAUGUUCAUGGAUCAAUUUAGGUUCGAGAUGUUCUUCCGAGGGGAUUUUCCAUGUUGUGUUCAAGAAUCAAAUCAAAUUCUCAGGUCUACUGAUCAAACAGCAUCCUGCUAGUGCUGUCAAAUUUUCAUUAUGAGCAAGAAAGAAUUGAACUUUCCAUUUUGUAGUUUACAUUCUUUAGUACCCUUGAAUGGUUAAAAUGUAUUGACAAUUUUGUUUAAUAAUGAAGAUUGAUUGUUUGUGGA